UGCCAAAUCAAUAUCGAUGCGUACAUGACCUUGUCCCAAAGCGGGCAGCACGAAGGCUGGGGGCUCUCUUACCUGGCAAACGUGCAGACAUGGGUGCGAGCAUGGGCGCGAGCAUGGGCGUAGGCGCUCAUGGGUCGACAGGGCCCCAACGUCUGACACCACGCUGGCGCUGCCUCCAGGUGGGAUAGAUACAUAAGGUCCGUCGGUCUCAGCAGGGGAAUGAGCUUCACGAACUGCUUCCCACAAGCAACCAGACCACACUCUCGAUCGACACUUCUGACCCAAGGCACCGUCAGCCCAGUCUCGUACCAUCCAUCGUCACAAUGAAUACCAUGGAGUUCAAGCAACAGACUCCGGAGUGGCAGCCUCCGCUAACCCCCAGCCAACCCAUCCCCCCCACUUCUACUCCUCGCCCGGCUACUACCACACCCAAGUCUGCCAGCGACCGGAGACCAAAGCUGCGAGCUUCGUGCGAUGCUUGUGCAGCUUCCAAGGUCAAGUGCAGCAAGGAGCACCCCAUCUGCGCUCGGUGCAGGGCCAAUGGCUCGCAGUGCAUCUACGGUGUGUCGAGGAAGCACGGCAAGCCCGGACGUACGCGAAAGAGGAACCCAGACGGCACUCCUUUCAUCAAGGCUUCCAAGCAGCGUCCCUCACCCGACGGCAGCGAGUUCAGCAAGUUCAGAGUCCGACCAGAGCCCAUCAUCUCUUCUCGCGAAGCCACUCCCUCUUCCAACUGGUCGCCCACACCCAGCUGGCCGGCGACGCCUGAGUUCGAGUUCGAGAUGACCCCAGAGCCCUUCUACCUGGAGCCUUCGCCCGACUUCAACAACUACAUGGGUGACAUGUCAGCUUACAUGCCGCUCCAACCCGAAUUCGAAUCUUUCCAGCCGAUCCAGUCUGAGCUUACCUUCAUCGACCCAUUUGCACGUAAGCAAUCCGUCAGGCUCGACCUCCCCGACAUCCAGGCAAUCAGGGACUUCGUCACCGUCGACACGGUGAACACGGUGAACCCGAUGGAGGUUCCAUUCCCUGGCAGCAUGCCAGUGGACAACGGCUUCCUGCCUCCGUCCAACACUGUCUCGCCUCACAGCCCCAAGAGCACUCCCUCUUACAGCCAGAACCCCCUUCGCUUCAGCAUCUCAAUGCCCACGCAGCACUGCUGCUACACGCUCGCGUACCAGACGCUCGAGAGCCUGCGCAUCAUCAACCCGCAGAACUCGACCAACGUCGAGCUCAAGAGCCUCGAUUCGGUCCUCUCCAUCACCAAAGAGGCUGUCGCCAACGUGCUGCAGCUCCUCAACUGCCCCUGCUCCUCCGACCCGCACCUCGCGAUGCUCUACUCCAGCAUCACCUCCAAGAUCUUGACCUGGUACCAAAUCGCCGCAGGCGUCCAGCCCACUGUCCCCUCGACGCCGCCUUCGCUCAGCGCCGCCUCCUCGCCCUCCUCUUCUGUCUUCUCUUCUCCCCUCUCGACUCCCUCAUCCGAGAACACAACCUUCAACAUUGCUGUUCAGCCCAUCACGAUCGGUUUGUUCGAGUUUGACGAGGACAUGCAGCAGACGCUGCGCCGGCAGGUGGUGCUCCGCGAGCUGCGCAAGUGCGGCACGCUCGUCGAGGCGCUGGCCAACUGGGGCAGCCCCCAGAAGACCACCCAGGCCGAGUACCUGUACGAUGUGUUGGGCGCGUGGCUCAAGACAGAGCUGUACAAGACGCUGCGCGAGGUUGAGGGUGAGCAGAUGCUUUAAGCUGCGUCCAACACCUUCUUCUGCCAGGGGCAGGCGGCACCUGCAGCAGGAUUCUUUCGCUUCGCGCCCUUGGCUGUUGGUUUUCUUCUCUUCUCUUCUCUUCUCUUCUCUUCUCUUCUCAUACAUAUUAGCGACAUUGUUU
Molecule: messenger RNA, 1887 nt
Organism: Paraphaeosphaeria sporulosa
Lineage: Eukaryota; Fungi; Ascomycota; Dothideomycetes; Pleosporales; Didymosphaeriaceae
Exons: 1
Coding region: 324-1745 (473 amino acids)
Biological process (GO): aflatoxin biosynthetic process; regulation of DNA-templated transcription
Cellular component (GO): nucleus
Molecular function (GO): zinc ion binding; DNA-binding transcription factor activity, RNA polymerase II-specific; DNA binding
Source: RefSeq, a predicted model, not a curated record